Messenger RNA from Vairimorpha ceranae, 126 nucleotides. RefSeq lists its product as hypothetical. Lineage: Eukaryota; Fungi; Microsporidia; Nosematidae. The record is from RefSeq and is a predicted model, not a curated record. Bases 1 to 126 code for a protein of 41 amino acids. The transcript has a single exon.
AUGGUGUAUUUAGUACUAAAUACGAAUUAUUCCGUGCAAAAUUUAAAAAUUUUUAUAGACGAUAAACACGAAUUAAGAAAUGAGCUUAUACCUUCUGGGCAACACUGGAGCAGAACGCCUCUGUAG